Molecule: messenger RNA, 3491 nt
Organism: Xyrichtys novacula (pearly razorfish)
Lineage: Eukaryota; Metazoa; Chordata; Actinopteri; Labriformes; Labridae
Source: the annotation of a GenBank genome assembly
AUGAACGACCUAGCCCUAGCUAGCCCCUCUCCAGCCCUAUGGUUUAAAACCCUGCGAAGGUAAAUAAGCGCUUGAAACACCGUAACACAUUUCUUUCCAUCACAAAGACAAUGCAAGUUGACAGAUCAGGUCUGCAUACACAUUAUGAUGACUAAAAGUGUGACAGAUGCUCUCUCUUCCUUGUCCUAAAGAGUACUAAAUAGCAUUACCUUCAUUUAGAUGAGUUCAAUGAUUUUUUAACGACAGAAUAAUCUGAUAUUGGCAUGGAAGCAAGAAAAGUUAAAUCUAGAGAUUUUAAGACAUUGCUGUUUUCCACUUGAAACCGCCUCCUCCUCCUCCUUUCACAUAAUGUUCUAGAGACACUGGGUUAAAAACGUGUUUAGAGACUCUUUGUUCUCCUCACCUGAUUGGCUUGGUUUUAGGAUUUUGAUUACUCUCCCUGCCCUCCACUAGGGUUUUCCAGUGCAUUGGCUUAAUUUAACACUCACUCUGCUAAGAAAAGCUAAUAGUGGAAAAUACUCAACAGGAAAAUCAUGAGUUUUAAACUAAAGGCAUGCUAUGUUUGUCAGAGAAAUGGCCAUUUAACCUGCACAAGGUAAGAUGAUGAUGUUAAGUUUGGGUUGAGGUUAUGUUCUUCUUUGGUUGCCCUGUGCUGUUAAAAACUUGUGAUGAUCCUGGUGGUUUUCAGAACCGGGCUAAGAGAGCAAUGUUUGAAGACUUUCCCUCUGGAGUGUGUGGAUCUGCUGAAGAGGUCCAGAGUUGCCUUCAAAGCUGGACGCACCCUGAAGGAGAGCUUCAGACUCGCUCAGCUGGAGGCUUUGGUGAGGAUGCUGCAGGAUAAUGAAAGUGACUUUGUGGAUGCUCUUGCGAGGGACCUUCAUAAGGUAAGAAGGGAAACAAAUUGUUUGAAUUGAUAGAACUGGACAGUAAAACUACAAUCAACAUGGUUUUCUUUAUUAUUUAUUUCUUGACAUUGUUUUAUUCAUUUUGUUUUUAAUUAAGCCCCGCUAUGAGACAGUUUUGGCAGAACUGAUUUUCGUUAAAAAUGAAGCAUUUUAUGCCAUCAACAACGUCAAAAAGUGGAUGCAACACCAGCAUGUGGAAAGAAACUUGGUGAGACAAUUGUUCUUUUAAAGCCGUCCAUCUCUUUGUUUUGACAGAAAUAUCUGCUUUGUGUUAUUGGGAUAGUUUCUGAUUUAAACUGCUUCUCUGAGAUUGCUCUAAAUCUUAUACAAAGACAUGUAUUGUUCCAGGCCUGCCAAGCUGAUUAAAUCUUUUAAUUUACUUGACCUAUUUGUUAGAAUUAAACUUGUCUGUUUGUUGUUCGACCUGAAUCCCACUUUCACUGUGUUUUCAUGAAACCUAAUUUUGAGUCUGACUGAUUGAAACAGACCACCUCGUUGGAUGAGUGUGUGGUGGUCAGUGAACCCCUGGGGGUGGUGUUUAUCAGGGGGGCCUGGUGCAAUCCUGUCCAAAUGUGUCUGGUGCCGCUAGUAGGGGCCAUCGCAGCAGGUACCCAACACACUCAUUGAAUCUGUGUCAUUCUGGCACUAGUUCUCCUUGCAGAGGUCACUGAUGACAAUGAACUGUUACAGGAAACUGUGCGAUCAUCAGCCCCUCUCACAUCACUUCUCACACAGCAGAGUGUCUUCAUCGACUCUUCCCCUUCUACUUAGACAAUGUGAGUAAUAAAUUAAGACAGUUACCAUGAGUUUUUGGUUGUACAGUUUACUGAGCCUGACAUUUUGUUGGUGUUUUUGCUGAAACUUUUAGUACAAUACCUAGAAAGUAUUUUUUUUUUGUCUGCAAAAGUUUUAAGACUCACUGUGCCGAACCAGGUAAUAGACAGUUCUUGGUUCUAUUUCAUCACAGGUGGUAUUCCAUCAAAUUUAUUUAAGCAAGUUUAAGGUUGAAUACAGAAGAUUUUUUAAAACCACCCACCAAAAAUAAAUAAAUAAAUAAUUACAAAUAAAUAAAUAAAUAUUUCCUUGAAGUUUUGAUGCUGUAAUGCAGUUGUGUUUAAUGUACUGUACAGUUCUCCAGUGCUGCUGCAGAAACUCCCUGAUCUGAUGUCAACUUUUUAUUUCCUACAUUUAAGGAAUGCUUCCAUGUGAUUCUUGGAGGCACGAAUGAGCUGCUAGAAGUGAUGAAACUCAAAUUUGACCACAUCUUCUUCACAGGUAUGGAUAAAACUUAGCUUUGAAGUGAAUUAAUUGGUCUUGCAGAUGAAAAUGUUAAAAGUUAAUCUGGGUUUCUCCCUAUCUCAAGGAAACAGAGAGGAAGGCACCAAAGUUGCACAAGCUGCUGCUUCCUCACUCACACCUGUAACCUUGGUUUUGUCUGGGAAGAAUCCAUGUUAUGUAGACCAAAACUGUGAGGUUAAAACUGCCGCUCAGCGUAUUGCCUGGGCCCGUUUUCACAACGCUGGACAGAGCAUGGUGGCUCCUGAUUACAUCCUGUGUCAUGAAGAUGUGAAAGAACAUCUUGUGCAGGCCUUGAAGGGCUGCUUGAUGCAUUUUUAUGGCCCUGAUCCAAGAGAGUCCAGCAGUUAUGGCCGGAUGGUCAAUUCAGAGAUCUUCAACCGUACAAGAGACCUGCUGUGUAAAUCUGGCAAAGUGUCCGUGGGUGGGCAAGUGAAUGAAGCUGAGAUGUAUAUUGGUAAUUGCACUUUGUGUUGGAUUCCCAGGAACAUGCUGAUCUAGUUUUUGUCUUACACUUUAAUACUGUUUUAAACUUUCUUUUUCUGUUUGCAGCCCCAACAGUUUUGACAGAAGUAGCAGAAAACGAUCCUAUCAUGCAACAAGAUGUUUAUGGCCCAGUUCUUCCUAUUUUAUCAGUGAACAACAUUGAUGAGGCAAUCAGCUUCAUUAAUAAGCAGGAGAAACCCCUCUGUGUGUAUGCAUAUUCUAACAAUAAAAAGGUACAGAACAGAGUUAAAGCAGAGUCCUUUUUGACAGACGGAUGCUUGUGUAUCCCAAUGACAUAUUAUGGCCUUUCCGGCAAUACAGGUCAUAUCAAAACUGAUGGCAGAGACCUCCAGUGGAAGCUUUUGCUCUAAUGACAGUGUCCUUCAAAGCCUCAUGGUAGCCCUGCCUUUUGGUGGAGUUGGUAAGUUGUUGGCAUCAGACUAUAGAUUAUUACCACACUGAGUGAAUGAAUGAGGUGAAUAAGGUCCAGUAAUAUGCGUAUGUUGUUCGUAUUGUUCUAGUUUUGUUGUUUUGUUUUUGUCUUGUAGGAGAUCUAAAUAAAUGAAAUAGCAUGAUCUAUAAAAUAUAGCCCUUUUUUUGACAGGAGCCAGUGGAACCGGUUCUUACCAUGGCCGCCACAGCUUUGACACCUUCUCUCACAAGAAAUCAUGCCUGCUGAGAAGCACACGCUUUGAGUGUAUUACACGUUUGCGUUAUCCACCCUACGAGGACCGCAAUCUGUCUCUGGUGACCUUGGCCAGCACCCUGUCCCAGAAGAGCCAGGGCUGGUGCCAGAUCCUGUGA